Molecule: messenger RNA, 887 nt
Organism: Vigna umbellata (rice bean)
Lineage: Eukaryota; Viridiplantae; Streptophyta; Magnoliopsida; Fabales; Fabaceae
Source: RefSeq, a predicted model, not a curated record
UACCGUGUGUAAGAUAUUAACCUCUUAAUUACAAAACAGUGUUACUGAAGAAAAAAUGGCGGUGGCAGAGUUCGAUCUGUGUAUAUAAGAACACGAAGACGUGGAAAGAGAAAGGCUCUCUCUCUCUUUCUUUCUUUAUAGGCCAUGGAUGCAAUAGAGUUGAGCAACAUGAAAGUAGGGAAACGCAGCAUUGUUAACAGCAUUACCAAGACACUUCGCAUUUUCGAACUAUGCGCCGCUCUCUUCUUCCUUACGUGGUUCCUCGCGCGUCUCCCUUUAGCUCUGCGGCUCUCCGCCGACUAUCUCCGCAGUCCUCUCUUCGUCUUCGCCGUUUUCAACGCCAUCAUCGCCGCUCUUCUCGCCCAGUCCCGCCGAUUCACCCAAUCCCAUUCUGAUGAGCCGGUUGUGGCAGAGGCAGAGCACCGGCAGAUCGGUGACACGUGUAAGGACAGCGAUUCGGGCGCCGCAGCAGAUCAUCUUGAUAGAAGAAAAGUUUAUUGCCAAAGCCUGUCGGAGGGAAAGGGCGAGGAUGGGAAUAAGACGGCGGGACGAGAAGUCCGGCGAUCGGAGACGGAGAAGGCGCGGGAAAAAUCGUAUCCGCAGGAUAAGCUGAGCAACGAGGAGUUCCGGCGCACGAUAGAUGCGUUUAUUGCAAAGCAGACGAGGUUACUGAGGGAAGAGUCGUUGGCCAUUUCGCUUUGUAAUUAACAAGCAAUGAUAAUAAACAUAAAAUCAAACAGGGAAUUAAUUAGUCUUUGAAAUCAGAAUCUCAAUCGCUAAACUAGCGAAUGAAAUCAAGUGCAGUAUGCACUCUAUUAAUUCCUUUCUUUUCUUCCCUUCCACACUCUCUAUUGCUUCUUAUAUGUAAAAAUAAAUUAAACAAGAAG